CGUUUAAUUAUAGGAUUCUAAGUGCGUUAGUAUCAUGCAAUGUAAGCCCUAUACAAGCAUCCAAGGCGCUUACUUUGGGGUCUCAAACAAUGCCCCUGUAGCAUCAGCCCUGUCAACUAGAUCUCUAAGUACAUCGCGACCCAAAUAAAGUCCCUUAUUAUAGGUGAAUUCCAACUUCUUCUGCUCGAGCUCUACAACAAGACCCUGGCGAUGAGGCGGCUGAUAUAAUGGCUCGGGGAAUCGCAGGAUGGUAUAGGAAAACCAACAAACGACACCUAGUCCUCAAAAUAUGCGUACCAAUAUCUGUCACACUCAACGUUAUAAAGGUUUUUGUGAUAUGUAUGGAUUUGGCUUCCUGGUGGAGUGUCCUCUUACAAGAGUCCAGAGCCGAUGCCGAUAUCACAACAUUCGCGGCGCCCAGGGACAUUCCCAAUCGAGAUGUCCGACACGCACUCGGUAGUAUUAUUAUUAUACUUGUCAUCCAAGUCCCUACUUCCAUACUACAUAUGGCAUACUUCGUUUUCUUCUGGCACCGUAAGGGCAAGACAUACCGACGCAGUGCCAUCCUCGCCGCACUAGGAACUCUUGCGAUUAUCCUCGCGGGUAUCGUUUUAGGUCUAUCUCAAACAGCCGCAGGAAAGCCCAUCGACAUCGACAAGACGCUGCAAUUAUAUCCCAAGCUGAGCGCGCAGCAAGUCCAAGAGGAAUACGAUAGCUUCAUGCAUAGUCUUUUAAUGACCGCUCAAUUCGUCCUCGCAGCCUCGACCAUCGAUUCCUUGGUGCAGGAUAUUAUUAUUGCUUUCUGGAUUUGGCUUCUACCAUCUUACUGGCGGAUACCGGACCAGUACGAGCCCGUUGUCGUCAAUAAGACGGGGAAGAGGCAUCGGUUAGAGGGCGUGUCAUACUCCUACUUGCCUGAGGUUGAGGAUCGAGCGGAUAUCCCAGGUGAUUCUCUUGCUGCGCUCUUUAGAGAGCAUGAAAAGAUAAGGAUUCUAGAGCGAGCUAAGCCUGUUGAUAAAAUCAAUGAGAAUCAAGGUACCGAUGUAGUAGAUCCCAUACUGGCCCCGGGAACAGCGUCCAGGUCUUCAAGUGGCCCACGGUUUAACCCCGCUGUCUAUUACUGGGCGAGGAAAUACAACAGCCACGGGCUCAAGUACUUUUUGUGGUUUGCAGGAAUUCUUGAACUUGCCCUAUUUGCCCUCAAGGUCUCCGCGUUUUCUCUGAGCUGGGCGAAUAAUCUAUGGCUCAGGUGGUCUUCUAUUCUAGGUCUCUGCUCUGCUUCCAUAAUAGUCGUUUUGCUCGUCACCUUGGCGUUUUCGAUUCGGCGCCGUACCCCGCUCGACUGCAAGCUCUUUGGUGUCGUAAGGCUCGACGUACUGCUUUAUUCGACCUUUUUGCUAGAGUGGCUUCUAUCGGAGAUUUGCUAUAUCGAUUACUUGGUCCUACAGAAUACUUCCGAGUACGAGCAGUUCGCUGAAGCGUUACGGGUAGAAGACGCAAGGCGAUACGAGACUCUUAAAACGGUGGUCAAUAUAUACGUCGUCGCCCUUGUUUUCUCGCCGGUACUGGUUGUCUGGGCGAUAUACCUUGUCAUACAAAUAACGAAGGGGAAUAAAUUAAAAUAUCAUUUCGUUAUUUAAUAAUAAGAUAUAUACAGAUAUAUAUAUCUUAGAGAGCUGGGGUUUUAAUGUUUUCUUCUUUUUUUUUAAAAAAAAAAUAAUGUCUAUUGUGUCCGUUGUUGCUAAAGUCAACGUUGUGAGUCGUAGCAGAACCAAAC
This is a messenger RNA of Daldinia caldariorum, 1777 nucleotides long. RefSeq lists its product as uncharacterized. The record is from RefSeq and is a predicted model, not a curated record. Bases 228 to 1640 code for a protein of 470 amino acids. Lineage: Eukaryota; Fungi; Ascomycota; Sordariomycetes; Xylariales; Hypoxylaceae. The transcript is spliced from 3 exons.